This is a messenger RNA of Drosophila takahashii, 2205 nucleotides long. It is a transcript of the gene Gen, whose product is annotated as XPG-like endonuclease. The record is from RefSeq and is a predicted model, not a curated record. Gene Ontology annotation, molecular function: four-way junction DNA binding; 5'-flap endonuclease activity. Lineage: Eukaryota; Metazoa; Arthropoda; Insecta; Diptera; Drosophilidae.
AUGGGUGUCAAGGAGUUAUGGGGAGUUCUAACGCCCCAUUGUGAACGUAAACCUAUAAAUGAACUGCGUGGCAAGAAAGUGGCCAUUGAUCUGGCCGGCUGGGUGUGCGAAUCCCUGAAUGUGGUGGACUACUUUGUGCAUCCGAGGCAUCAUUUAAAAAAUCUCUUCUUCCGCACUUGCUAUUUGAUUUGGGAACAGGUCACCCCGGUUUUCGUUUUGGAGGGAGUGGCUCCCAAGCUCAAAAGCCAGGUGAUCGCCAAAAGGAAUGAACUCCAAUUCCGGGGAGUUAGGCCCAAGAAUUCCCCCGAGUGCAGCCAAAACCCAAAGCAGGCUCCCAAGGGGGACAAAGGACGCAGCCGGUUCAACCAUGUCCUUAAACAGUGCGAAACGCUUUUGCUCUCCAUGGGAAUCCAGUGCGUCCAGGGUCCUGGCGAAGCGGAGGCCUACUGCGCCUUUCUCAACAAACAUGGCCUAGUUGACGGCGUCAUCAGCCAGGAUUCGGAUUGCUUUGCCUAUGGAGCCAUUCGCGUCUAUCGCAACUUCUCCGUUUCCACCCAAGGAGCUCAGGCGGCUGCCGGCGGAGCUGUGGACAUCUACGACAUGCGGGAGAUCACAUCCCGCAUGGACUUUGGUCAGCACAAGAUCAUUGUGAUGGCCCUGCUCUGCGGCUGCGAUUAUUGUCCCGAUGGCAUAGGUGGAAUUGGAAAGGAUGGCGUCUUAAAGCUGUUUAACAAGUACAAGGAAACGGAGAUUCUGGACAAGCUUCGAAACUGGCGAGGGGAAACAAAUAAAUACAAUGCUUUGGAGAUCCGAGUGGAUGACAAAUCCAUUUGCAGCAAUUGUGGACACAUUGGCAAGACCAUGAGCCACACGAAAAGCGGAUGCAGUAUUUGCCGCACCCACAGAGGCUGCGAUGAAAGCCUUUGGAAAGAACAACGCUUGUCCAUCAAAGCUGAAUUGACGCUGCGUCGAAAAGCCUUACUAUCUCCCGAUUUUCCCAAUGAGGAGAUCAUUGCCGAGUUCCUCAGCGAUCCUGACAGCAUUCCCAACCUAAAUCUCAACUGGCGGCAACCAAAUCUGGUCAAGUUUAUCAAACAAAUAGGACAUCUGCUGCAAUGGCCUGAAAUCUACUGCUUCCAGAAGUUCUUUCCCAUUCUCACGCGCUGGCAGGUGCAGCAAUCGAAGCAGGAGAAGAUCCUAAUCGAACCCAUUGAGAUCAUCAAGAAGCGAACGGUGAAAGGAGUGCCCAGCAUGGAGUUGCGCUGGCACGAUCCCAGCGGCAGUUUCAAGGGCCUCAUUCCAGACCAGCAGAUUGCGGAGUUUGAAGCAGAGCAUCCUAAAGGUAUUGAAGAACUUUACUACACCAUUGAGCCUUUGGAUAUGCUGGAAAAAGCGUUUCCUGAUUUAGUAGCUGCCUUUUUAAAGUCCAAAGAGAAGCCCGCCAAGAAAACCACUCGAAAGAAGAAAACUCUGCCAGAAGAAGAGGAGGGUAAUAAGGAAAAUGAGCCAAAAACGAAGCCUAAAAGAGUUGUUAGAAAGAAGAAGCCUGCUCCCGAACAGAAUCAACCUUUAUUGCAGCAAUUCCUGGGACGUAAAAAGGAUGCUACUCCUGUGAAGGCUGCGGCUCCACAACGACAGCAAUGCUCCACGCCCAUUACCAAAUUCCUGCCUUCGGAUCUCGAAAGCGACUGUGAUGCUGUGGAGUUCGAUAUGUCGGAUAUAGUCAAGGGAAUUAUAUCAAAUCCUAGUAACAAGCCAACUCUCACCAAACACGAAGGUCACCAGCUGCAUUACGAACCGUUGGCAGAUGAUUUAAGUUUACGCCUGGCGCAGAUGAGUUUAGGAAACGAAAAAAAGACCCCUUCAUCCGACAACAAAAGGGACCUCUCACAAAUCGAGCAGUUACCACACAGUAAGCGCUUCUCCCUGGACGACAGCUUCGAUCUGCUGGUCAAGGGAGAUCUCAAGAAGCUACCCAGAACUCCCGUAGAGCGUUUCAAGAUGCAGCAUCGUCUCAGCGAAAAGAUUCCCACGCCAGUCAAGCCUCUGGCCAACAUAAGCUACUUUUUCCAUCAAAGUUCCGACAAUGCAGAUGCCUUUGAAGAGCUAAUGAACUCCAGUUUAGUGCCCCAAGAUCAAGGGGAAAAUGAAGAAGAGAAGGAAGAGCUGGAAGAUGAUGAUGACCUGGUGGUGAUUAGUGAUUAA